AUGCUUGCUUGGUUUCUCAAUAGCGAUGAUCCGUUCAAAAAGUUCGGACUGCUGAUGCUCGGAAUCUUUGUCGGUGCCGCAGUCACCUCACAAUGUCUGCCAAAAGACAACACCGAUAAGAAACUCGCUAAGCAGCGACAGAACGUCACACCGGGAGCACGAGGACCCGUUCGAGUCCCCUUCUUACCGUCAGCAAUUCCCUUUGUUGGGCACGCUGUCUUCAUGGCCUAUCACGCCAAUAGGUUCUUAGACUGGGUCACGGACGUCUUUCUAUCUCGCAAUGGAGCACCGUUCACACUGAGUCUGCCGUUUCAACGUGACAUGAUCCUCACUGCUAAUCCACAGCACUACGAACACGUCAUGAAGACGCAGUACGACAACUUUGUCAAAGGCGACCACAUCUACGACUUGCUUGUGGACUUACUAGGUGACAGCAUCUUGAUCGUUGAAGGUGACGAGUGGAAGUUUCAUCGUCGAGUAUUCGUCAAUCUCUUCAGUUCUCGCGCGCUGCGGGAGCAUAUGGCUCCUAUCAUUCGGAAACAUAUUCGUGUACUGCAGCAUGUGCUUACAGAUGCCGCUAAAUCACAAGACACAAUCGACAUACUUACGUACUCAGGUCGGUUUACACUCGAUGCAUUUGGAGAGAUCGCUUUCGGCUUCAACAUGAGCACACUCACGCUAACGAACGAGCACCCAUUCGAAAAAGCUUUCGUAAAAGCGCAACACAUCGUCGCAGCUCGACUGAUAGUUCCCAUUUGGUACUGGAAACUAAAGCGCUGGUUGAACGUAGGAAGCGAAAAACACCUCCGUGAGGCGUUGGCAACCGUCAACAACUUCGUCAUCAAUGUCAUUUCAAGAACAAUGGAGAAGCGCAAUGACGACAACGAUAAAGGCACGAGUCCCAAUCGUGACAUCGUUUCUCUUAUACUUGCCAACGAAACGGUGGACGGCAAACCUGUGAACCCCAUCUUGGUUCGCAACAUCGUGCUCAUGGCAUUAAUAGCUGGCCGUGAUACGGCAGCAGAUGGAUUAGCAUGGCUGUUCCAUUUGCUCACGCUCAACCCGCGCGUUGAAAGUAAGCUACGUGCUGAACUAAUCAAACACUUGCCACAGCUUGGCACGGACCCGGACUACAUCCCGGACGUACACGAAGUGCACGACUUAGUGUAUCUGGAGGCGACGAUCUGCGAGGGGCUGCGUUUGUAUUCACCUGUGGGCAUGGCACAGAAACUGUGCGUCCGUGACACUGUUUUCCCGGACAGCACGUUUAUUCCAAAAGGGUCAAACAUCGCACUCAUUUACCAUGCAAUGGCUCGUAUGCCGCAUGUUUGGGGUGCCGACGCUGCAUCGUUCGUACCAGAACGAUUCAUCGAUCCUCGCACGGGCAAAAUGCUCAAAGUGUCGUCUGGCAAGUUUAGUGCAUUUAACACGGGUCCGCGUGUCUGCGUUGGGCGCAAACUUGCCAUGAUGGAAAUGAAAAUGGUAGUCGCCUGUGUAGUAAGUCGAUUCCGCCUGGACGAAGUGCCUGGUCAAAAUGUCGCCUGCUCCAUAGGACUCACAAUCGGUAUGAAGUACCCACUCAUGAUGCGCGUGCAAAAAAUCUCUCCAGCUGACGAGGUUGUAGGAGUGGCUGCUUAA
Messenger RNA from Peronospora belbahrii, 1638 nucleotides. Lineage: Eukaryota; Oomycota; Peronosporomycetes; Peronosporales; Peronosporaceae. The record is from the annotation of a GenBank genome assembly.